AUGGAGGAGCAAGGAUCUGGCGCUGCAAGGUGGUCGCGCCAGACGUCCGCAGCUGGAGUUGACGCCUGGCGCGGCAUAAUCCCACGGCGGCAGGUGUCGUCGGCCACCCACAGCGACCGCCGGCCCGUGCUAAUUGGCCGGCAACAAAAGCGACGUCCUUGGAAUCACAAGUGACUUCUCAGUGCGACGUCGGAGAAGUGAUGCAGGACACCGAGAAGCAAGCCGGCUGCUGACAACGACCGCAAGGCCGACGGGGCUCCUUCAGUCCGGCUAGCUGCAAGAUAUCUUUGA
Caenorhabditis auriculariae is the source of this 291-nucleotide messenger RNA. Lineage: Eukaryota; Metazoa; Nematoda; Chromadorea; Rhabditida; Rhabditidae. The record is from the annotation of a GenBank genome assembly.